UCAGUUGAUAGUAGAUUUAAAACUAUUAAUGCAGGUGGUGUACAAAUGGAAGGAAUUGUUCUCAAAUAUAUUUUGCAUGAGUCUUCGAAAAAUAGAGUUGUUGCUAAAAAAAUUAAAAUCUUUCCUGGAACGGAUGGGGCAUUAUCUAAUUUAUCAGAGAUAUUGAAUAUGACUUUACAAUUUUUAAAUGAAAAUACAGAAAAAUCAAUUCCAAUAUAUAUCGUCGAUGAUGAUACUACUGAUGAGAAAAAAAUAAAAGGAAUAUUAUACACUAUUCUUAAUGAUAGUCUAGAAGGAAAAUUUAAAAUCGAUAUGAUACCUUCUUUCUGGUUGACGGAAAAUAAAACGAAAUCAAGUGAUAUUGCACUUUUAAUACUUUUCAACAUAAUGCAAUACACUCCUCAGAGUCUAGCAAAAUUUCUAUCAAGCGGAUCCUUCCUAUUAACUUUCGCAGAACCAAAAAACGAAAGUUUAGUUUUGAAAAUGUUGUAUUCUGCAGGAUUUGGGCUUGUUCUUAAAAAAUAUUUUUUGGACGAUCGAGUUGCAUUGCUCCUUCGUCAAAAGCAAUACGUCAAUAAAACUACUAUUUUGAAUAUCAAUGAUAAUCAAAAUUGGUCCAAUCAAAUAAGGACAAUAGUCAGAUUGAAAGAUUGUGAUCGUCUGAUAAUUGUUGUCAGAUCUCAAGAAUAUUCCAAUCUUGGUCAAAAUCUUGUAGUACUUCAGGAAGAUGAAUACGGAGAUAAAAUUCAAAUUGUAGACAUUCAAGAUCCACAUGUUUCAAAAUUUUCUUUAGAAGACGCUUUCUACAGUUCACAAAUAGAUCUAAAUUUGAAGAUGAAUAUUCUAUUGCCAGGUAAAGUUUGGGGAACGUACAAACAUUUUCCAAUUACCUUGAACCUUCAACGCAUAUUGAAUUGGAGAGCUGAACAGUUGAAUCCUUCUGAAUUAGAAUCUAUUUCUUGGGUCGAGGGAUUCCCUAGAAAAGUUGGUGACACAAUAAAAGUCGAGUACUCUGCAGUCAAUCAAGCAGAUAUUCUGUUAGCAACUGCUAAAUUGGCAUUAGAAGACAUAGAAAAUAGACUUGGAAUGAAUUUAUUUGGAGAAGAAUAUUCUGGAAUUAAUUCAAAGGGAAACAGAGUUAUGGGAAUAGCAAAUGGUACAUUUUCAAAUUAUAUAACAGCUGAUACUAAUUAUACGUGGAAAAUACCUGACAACUGGUCUUUAGAAGAUGGCGCAACUGUACCUUUAGCAUAUGCAGUUGCAUACUUGGCUUUGGUGAUAAAGGCAGAUGUACAAAAGAACCAAUCUGUUUUUGUUUACGACAGCGCAUCUUCCAUUGGCCAAGCUGCCAUUAAUGUAGCAUUAAAUAUUAAGUCACAAGUAUUCGUUGGAUACGUUAAUGAUAUUGACAAAGAAAACUUAAAAAGUAGCUUUUCAAAUAUUCACGAAAACCAUUUUAUAAAUGCAUCAAGAAAUUUUGCCGAUCAAAUCAUGGCACAUACACAAGGCAGAGGAGCGAACCUAGUAAUCUAUAAUGGAGAUGAUUUAAGUAAAAUAGAUACUUUUUUGAUGUGUGUGAAGAAUAAAGGAAACGUUAUUGUCAUUGGAAAUUUACAAGAUACAUUUAGUAAAUCCGUAGGCAUGCGAAAUUUCUUGAGAUAUACUUCUGUGUUCUCAAUAAAUCCAACGAAAAUAAACAAUCUUGAUGUAGCAACGAAAAGAAAAUUAUCACUAAUGAUUGAGAAUGGAAUAGCAGAGCAAACUAUAAAGCCGUUACCUAGACGUACCUACUCUAGGGAUAUGUUAAAAACUGCUUUUAUUGACGGAGCUUCAAAUAAUGUUUUUGGAAAAAUCAUUGUUAAAGUACAGCCGGAGGAUGGAAGCGAUGAAGCUCUAACAAUACCUCGAUUCUUCUGCAAAAGUGAAGGAUCUUAUUUGAUAAUUGAAGGAUUGAGUGACUUUGGACUUGAACUUAUUGAGUUUUUAGUUGUAAGAGGUGCCAAAAAUAUUAUUAUAGCUUCCGAAUCGAAAAAUACAAGAGCUUACAGUGAACACAGAAUAAAUUUGUGGAGACAAUAUGGAGUAUCAGUUGUUGUUCGUGAUAAAAUGGACUUUACCCAUCAAGAAAAUGGAAAUGAUCUUCUAGAAGAAGUUAGUACAGUAGAUGCUAUUUUCGAUCUUCAGCGUAUUGAUAAUUUAUCAGCAAGCACUUCUAAUUCGAAAUAUUUGUUUACCAAAUAUAUUUUUGAAGAAUCUAAACAAAUAUGUCCUGAUUUAAGACACUUCGUCGUUUUUUCAACAUGUAAAAAUGUCAAGGAAAAUGUCGAUGAAAUUUUGUUAAGAGAAAUCGGUUUGAUGAAAAUUUGCACGGAAAAAUCAAAAGUAGAUACCCCGGGACUUUUAAUUUUUUUGGGACCAGUUUCUGAAAUUGUGAAAAGCACAACUGAAAACGAGAGGAAUGUUCCUUUGUUAUCAAUUCGUAGUGUUAUUGAACAAAUGGAUAAUUUAAUUGGAUCGAAAGCGUCCAUUGUAUCUGUUUCUCAUAAAUCAUUUAAAUACGAUUCUGAGAAGGUUAAAAAAGUAAACGAUACUACUGAAGAAACGGCAAGGUCAAAAUUUGACAAAUAUAUUUCAGAAGAUCAAUCCAUAUCAACGACUUGGAGACUUCAGAUUUUAGAUGAAAAAUAAUUCUCAUAAAAUAUUGUAAAAGAUUGAGCUGAGAUUUUAUGAAGAAAUUGAAUGUAUUCGUUAUUAACGUUCCACGGUCAAGAAAAAAUAAAAAAACAAAAACAAAUUAAAUAUAAAAUUGUAAAUUACAGAAAAAUAAACCUAAAAGUUUUGAAAUUCUCUCGGAAAUUCUCUUUAGAAGAUUCUUUAAACAAAUUUCACAUGAAACACGUCGGUGAAGUUUACAACAUUUAUGUUCAACGAUUUAGAAGAAAAAAUAUUUUUCUAUGCAUAUUAUUAUAAUUUUUUGUCCAAAAAAUUUUUAUAACAUUUCUCGAUUAACAUGAGCCAAAAGUUCAGAACGUUUAAAUGAACAAAAUAUUUUUUUCAAUCUAUAAAUUAUUAAAAAUUAUAAUGUCAAUGUAAAA
Molecule: messenger RNA, 3095 nt
Organism: Leptopilina boulardi
Lineage: Eukaryota; Metazoa; Arthropoda; Insecta; Hymenoptera; Figitidae
Product: fatty acid synthase-like
Exons: 3
Coding region: 46-2688 (880 amino acids)
Biological process (GO): fatty acid biosynthetic process
Molecular function (GO): fatty acid synthase activity; oxidoreductase activity
Source: RefSeq, a predicted model, not a curated record